Messenger RNA from Lolium perenne, 1511 nucleotides. Its product is annotated as rhodanese-like domain-containing protein 7. Lineage: Eukaryota; Viridiplantae; Streptophyta; Magnoliopsida; Poales; Poaceae. The record is from RefSeq and is a predicted model, not a curated record.
CAUAAUCCGCUAAGGCUACUGUGUGCUACUUCUGACCCGAACCCGAAAGCCCGGAUGCUGCCCUCCCCACCACUCUCCGUCGCCCGCCGCGCCGCCACGGCCGUAGCGAGUGCCGCCGCCCACCACCUAUUACCCUCUGUCAACUCUCUAAUCCUCGAGCCCUCUGUCCCUAGCCCUGCUAGCCCUCGCCGUCGCAUCCGCCUCAUGCCGCUGAGGGAAAGGCCCCCGCUCGCUCCCCUGUCGCCGCACGGAAGAAGUUUCGCGGUCGUCGCGGGAGAUGGAGGCGUAAAAGCUGAGGUGCCGGCCCUAGUGGUGGUGUCUUUCUACAGAUUCGCCGACUUCCCCGACCAUGCCGACUUUCGGCGGCCGAUUAAGGAGCUCUGCGAGGAGCUGCGUGUUUCAGGUGGCAUUAUUCUUGCACCAGAGGGAAUCAAUGGUAGUCUAUGUGGAAUACCAGAAGCUGUGGAGAAAGUUUUGAACUUUAUUCAAGCGGACGAUCGGUUAAAAGGAUUGAGAAUGAUCCAAUCACCUGUUACUCCAGAAGAUGAGGCUAUCCAUCAUGGACAUACCAGCCAUUCUCCUGUUGGUGCUGGGGAAGAUGCACCAUUCCGAUGGGAUCAUGUCCGUGUGAAAUUGAAAAAGGAGAUAGUGAGUUUUGGGGACCCAGAUGUGAUGCCAACGAAAACAGUUGGCAAGUAUAUAAAGCCUAAAGACUGGAAUGCAUUGAUAAGCGAUCCAGACACUGUUGUCAUUGAUGUGAGGAACAUGUACGAGAUACGCAUAGGAAAAUUUAAUAGAGCUGUUGAUCCAUGCACAAAAUCAUUUAGAGAAUUUCCAUCUUGGGUUGAUAAUCAAUUCCAGUUGGCUGAAUCUGACAGUCCAUCAUCAGUAAAUGGCGACACUGUUACUGAGGGACCAGGAAAAAAUCUGAAUUCCAGUGAACCCAAAGAGCUACCGCGAGUUGCUAUGUAUUGCACUGGUGGUAUUAGAUGUGAGAAGGCAUCAAGCUUUCUCCUCAGCAAGGGAUUUAAAGAGGUUUACCAUCUGGAGGGUGGGAUAUUGAAGUAUCUAGAGGAAAUCCCAGAAGCUGAAAGCUUGUGGGAGGGUGAAUGCUUUGUCUUUGACAAGCGUGUUUCAGUGGAGCAUGGGUUAGCUCAAGGAACCCACAAACUUUGCUAUGGAUGUAAACAACCAAUUAGCGAUGAAGACAUGGAGUCUCCUAAAUGGGAGUAUGGUGUAUCAUGUCCAUAUUGCUUUGCGACAAAAUCUGAGGAGGAGAAAGAAAGGGCAAGGGCUCGGCAAAGGCAGUUUGAGACGUGGGGAGUUAUUGGCGGUCCUGAUAAAGGCAGAAGUCCAAAAAGGCUCGAAUCUGUUUACAAAGUUGAGGAGAACAAACAGUCGCCCAGCUCUGUUUAACUUAAAUUGGUGACUGUCUAUUACUUCUUGAUUAUUAGAUUGUUGUCGACAAUGUGAGAUAUUCUCUGGAUUUGGAGUGCUUUCGUUUGGCUGCA